Molecule: messenger RNA, 4965 nt
Organism: Penicillium nucicola
Lineage: Eukaryota; Fungi; Ascomycota; Eurotiomycetes; Eurotiales; Aspergillaceae
Product: mitotic regulator LTE1
Exons: 2
Coding region: 1-4965 (1654 amino acids)
Biological process (GO): Ras protein signal transduction; positive regulation of GTPase activity
Cellular component (GO): plasma membrane
Molecular function (GO): guanyl-nucleotide exchange factor activity
Source: RefSeq, a predicted model, not a curated record
AUGGAGCCUUUUCCUCCUGAUCUGUUCAAGGAGGCCUAUCUAGGCCCACAGGUUCAAAUCAACGAACUGCCGGGCAAUCGAGGUGCCCAGUCAUCCAACCUUCGACGGGCCAAUACUGUGGCCCAGGGCGGCAACAUAAUUAAACGGAAUUUGGAAUUGAAAGCAGCGCGUGAGAAAACAGGUCUUCGCGCCAAGGACAGCCAUGAGAUCCUGCGACAUCAGCUGCAGCGGUCCCAAACCCAUCGAGGGCCACUCGAGGCGCGUCCACCCGGAAGGAAGGCAGGGCAUUUCACGGUUGGAAGCGUCGGCCAAAAUGGCAAAAUCUUUCUCAGACCGAUUGCCAAUCCGCCGCCAAAAGGCCCACAGCCCGAGCCUUUCGUCCCUGUCGAGAUCGCAACCCCCAAUCUCCUUCAGCCGCAGCGCUAUGCGCCUCCCGUCCGCGAGGAUCCGUCCAGGUGGUCGAGCUCGCAGCUCUCAGAAUUACGCCCCCGCGACGACCCAGGUCCCGCCCUCGAGUCGGUCUACUCCGAGGCACUCGCCCCCGAGCUAAAGCUAUUGAGCCAGCAGCGUCCGCGACCGAAUUCCUUUUCGACACUCUCCGAACAGCAGUCCAAUGCUGGUGCGGGUGCGGGUGCUGGGAAGAGGGGUGAGCUACGGAUCGUAAUUGAUAGAUCAGAGGACCGGCCACGGUCCGCAGGCGAGAAUUCAGUGCACGCAAUGGAGGUUCCUAUUCCUCGGGCUCGUCUUGGGACCCCACGAUUCAACACCGAAGGUGGUGCAAUGCUGCAGAGCUCGGUCUACUCGCAAACUUCCAUGUCGGACAACUUUCGAAACUCUACCUUGCUGGGGGGCAUGGCAGACCCCCUACCGGGCCUGCUACACAGUCCCUAUUCCCGUGAUUCUUUUGCGCGGCAUCGGCCUUCUUUUGCCGUGUCUAUGUUCUCGGGUCCUGCCGCGAUUGAUUUGAGUCGAGCUUCGCCAAUUCCGAGGAAUUCCAUGGUGUAUGAGUUGAAAGAGCCGGUUGAACCGUCCAUAUACGAAACGCUGGUAUAUGAUAUGGAUGAUGGAUCUGUUGUUCGAUACAUCCCUGGAACGAAGGAUAUCAGCGCUGCUACGCCCGCUCGCAUUGUUGCGCAGAUCUCGUCUGAAUCCUUUAUGGACUAUGAGUUGGUUUCGGAUUUUUUCCUGACCUUCCGUUCGUACCUCUCCGCUUCACACCUUUUGGCUCUUCUUCUCGCGCGAUUAGAAUGGGCAAUUAAUCGGCUACAAGACGACGGCCGCAUCAUUCGAAUCCGAACAUUUGCUGCUUUACGUCAUUGGAUCCUGAAUUAUUUUGUUGAUGAUUUUGUCACGAACUAUGAUCUUCGGACCCACUUUUGUGAUACCAUUAACGCGCUGUACCAAAACGUCAAGGCUCGCGAACAUGGCGGCACAAGUGAUCGCAAGAUUCUCAUUGAUCUCAAACGAUGCUGGAAUGGCAAGUGCUCGGUCUAUUGGUGUUCUCCGGAUUUGACUCGCGCCUAUAAUGACUCCGACGUUCCUAUUGUACCGGGAAGCGCUCAGAUCGAGUUACCCAACGCCGAUGAGUUGCACCAAAACGUUCCUCUCCCUGGCAUGACUCCUCAUGUCGAUACUACUUUCCACGAUAGCUCUCCCCACGCCGCGGCGCACGAUCGAAACGACUCUGCCGCAACGGCACAAAGCAUUCCAUUUUCCAUGAAGAGCGAACAAAGCGUCAUGGCGCUUUCAUGCUCACUACCACCCCCCAAAUCACCACGACGCCACUCUAUAUUUGCUCCGAAAGGCAAAGCACCGCGUCCUGUUAUAUUGGGUAACCUCGCCAAAUCGAAAUCCCACACGCCUUCUCACGAACCACCCAUGUCCCCGCCCAUGACAACAAGACACCCAUAUCAUACGCAUAGCCAUAAAAGAAGCGGAAGCUUCUCUGACUCGGUUCGAGAUGAUCGACUGCCAAUGUUUGCCACAGAACCAGAUAACGGCACUGCACCACAGGAGAUGUUAGAUCCCGUCAGUUUAAUUCGCGGAGAGCUGUAUCCUCCCGCGGAAUCAUACAUGGCAAUGAUGGUACCAGACUCGCCUCCUCUUCCUCCGCCAUCAAAGAAUGCGAACCCGGAUCGUCGAAGCACGCCAGAUAUACCCAAGCCAGCUGCUAACUCCGGAGUGAGGACCAUCAUCGGAUCGAUCAAGCGAGCGCUACACACCAGGAACGGCGGCCAGAGUGUUUCUGCUCGCAUUGCGAAUGCGUCCGAAGCUGUUUCCUUGCCUUCCCGGGGAAAGACAUCUGCUAUGCCAACGGGUCUGGCUUUUGGCUCGGAGUAUUAUCGUGAAAGGAAGAUGGCUACUGUUCCGAAGCGUCCUGCUCGAAUCGAUAUCCUCUGCGAUCAAGUAUUGCAGCAAUAUCGCCAAGCUAUGAACAAGGACGAAACGAAAGAUCCUCAGGCUCCGGCUACAUCUGACUUCCAAAUGACGCUGCAGGAGCCCGCUUCCAAUGCUGCUAACUUUUCGCCUGCAGGAGUCUCAAAGGCUGAGUCGAAGCUUCAGAGCGGAAUCACCAUGGGUAGUGGGUCGAUUGUCAUUGUGGAUGAUACCGGGUUUGAACUGCCGUUCAUGUCAGGAGCGGCACCGGAACCAACACUCAACUUGGACGAUCUUGCUUCAGAGCCCGCAGCACCGACAGAGUACGAGCCUUCCACACAAUCCAUACCGGUGGAAGGAGAGUAUCUGCGUCCGAUUUGUUACAAUGCCGACGAACCGGGAGCGGCUGUUUCGAGCGAUCUCCCUCUUGCACGCCCUCUCACGCCACAAAGAUCAUUCUCUAUUACGCGCGACUCCAUGAUUUCAAAGAAAAGGAAUUCUUUUGCUUUACGACUUCGAAAAUACGCAUCAUUCCAGAGUGGCAUUUCAAGGUAUCGUGACUCCAAAGGCAGCGAGGCAGGUCAAUCAACUGUUGGAUCGGAAGCAACCCAUGAUCAAGAUGGAAAGCAUUUGGGGCCGGCUCUUCGUAGGCGACGAGGUGGAAAUCUGCGUCAAAUGCAGACUGGUGAUGAUGUUGAAGAUCACCCAGUCCGUGACUCAUUUGGUUCUUGGGAUGAUUCGAUAGCGGACACUGUGCCUUCUGAGAGUGAUGUCUCUAGGCCUCCUUCCACCCUGAUUCCUCCCAACCCUCGUUUCUCGCUUAUCCAGCCGCGUUCCUCUCAGAAACUGAGACGUUCUUUUGAGUCCGUUAUUGCCAAGUUUGCGCAAAUUCCCGAUGACGAUGAUGGUGGCAUUGAAUCAACCCUGUUGAAACUGGAAGGCAAAUGGGAUGGACCAGAUAGUGCGAAGCGAGCCUCUACAUUUGAGCAAGCCGAGGCAUCCCGAGAUGCUGCUGCACGUCAGUCUCACCGGGAACAAGCCCUGGUCCCUCAUGCACUUGAUACGGCGAAAUCUCAACUUGAUUGGGAUGUUCUCGCGCGCAGAAGACAGACGGACAAAUCGAGGUAUUCUACUGUUGGCGGCCAUCUUGCGCCACCGAGGCCAUAUUCUGACUCCGUGGCUGAGUCUGAAGAAUCUUACAAUUCCAUUCCGCUUCUUGAACGGGGAUUGACUGAUGAGUCUAUGAAAAGACCUCCUGUGAACCAGCUGGCUCACUAUGAACAGUAUGGUGCUCCGCUCAGUCUAAUUUCUAGCCGGGAUACUUCGGAUAUUGCUUCCUCGCACCCCUCGAUUCAGAUCGUGCAUGAGACCGAAAGCAUGCGCCGGAUUCCUCGUGGCUCAACUGUUCCCGUGUCUGGAUCACUAGGUGACGGUCAGAUUACCCCCAAGCGCCUGUCAGCCCUUUCCUCUGAGAUGUCAGUCGACCUCAUUGAUCCGAAUGAAGCUAUGGGUGCACGACAAUCUACCGACAUUCGCAGUCUAAACUCAUCAACUGUUGAGGUCCCUCCUCAUCCUUUGGCGCACCCUCCUUCCCCGCCUAUGACCAUUCAACAUCCGGGCUCGUUCACUUCCUGCGCCUCGCCAAUAGAUAAAAUCUUGUUCCAAACGCAUCCUCUUACACCCGAGACAUCUCCCAGGCACAAAGAUAUGGCAGGCAUUGCUCAACGACCGAUGGAUGUACAGCAGAUCUCAAGCAAUGUGUUGUUCAAUUCGGAAAAUCACCAUCCCGCCCAGACCCCCAUCACCAUUCUGACGCCGGACCACGUGCCCUUUGUCCUUGCCUGUGAAUCCCAAGUCCUCGCUCACCAACUAACUUUGAUUGAAAUGGCUGCGCUAAGCGAAAUCGACUGGCGAGACUUGGUCGAGAUGAAAUGGAGCAGCGGUUGUCCCUCAAUCCUCAAUUGGGUCCAAUUCUUGACAGCCGAGAAACGCAAAGGCAUCGACCUGGUUGUCGGCCGUUUCAACCUCAUGGUGAAAUGGAUCUUGUCAGAGAUUAUGCUGACCCGCGAUAUCAACGAGCGAGCCCGCACAAUCGUCAAAUACAUCCAUACCGCCGCGCACGCACGCCGUAUCUGCAAUUACGCCACCAUGCUCCAGAUUGCCAUUGCCCUGUCCUCGUCUGACUGCACACGCCUGACGAAGACAUGGCAGCUUAUCCCGUUAGAGGAUAAGCGAUUGUUCAAGGAUAUGGAAUGUCUCAUCCAGCCGGUGCGCAACUUCAACGAUUUGCGUGUCGAGAUGGAGACGGCCAAUCUGCAGGAAGGAUGUAUUCCUUUUAUCGGCCUCUAUGUGCACGACCUCACUUAUAACGCCCAGAAACCCGCUCAGAUUAGCAGUAGUGAUGGUGGUCUACUGGUCAACUUUGAGCGGUAUCGCACUGCUGCUCGCAUUGUUAAAAGCUUGCUUCGACUCAUUGAUGCCAGCACGAAAUACCGCUUCCAGCCUGUGCAGGGUAUCAUUGAGCGAUGCUUGUGGAUUGGUUCUCUCCCCGAAGAGGAGAUCCAAUCACGCAGCAAGGCACUUGAAUAA